Leishmania braziliensis MHOM/BR/75/M2904 is the source of this 1314-nucleotide messenger RNA. RefSeq lists its product as hypothetical. The record is from RefSeq and is a predicted model, not a curated record. Lineage: Eukaryota; Euglenozoa; Kinetoplastea; Trypanosomatida; Trypanosomatidae. The transcript has a single exon. Bases 1 to 1314 code for a protein of 437 amino acids.
AUGCGGUCAAGCAUCACCGUCGCCUCUCCCCUCCCUCCACCCAUCUGUUAUUGCUACCGCACGAGAUAUUUGAUGACCCCCAUCAAGGCACCGGGGCUCUCAUCGCUCCCGCUGGCAAACGCCUGGUGGCAUCAGCAUGGACUGGCAGACCGUCUCGACGGCUUCCGUGCCUGCCGCCAGCCAACCCCAUGCCAACUACCGUUUCAGAGGAUUGCUAAUGGAGGCGUGUCACCGGCGUGGGCUGAACUUUCGGCAGCUGUUAAGCAGUCUCUCACCAAAUCGACCACCACGGCCAAGCAUCAACAGCCAGAUCUACCACUGGUACUGGUGAGUGCCUGCUUACUCAACUACCCCGUCACAUAUCGGGGUACUCACACAAGCCUUCCAGCCUUUCUGCGGCCGACGCCGCUACUGUUCCUCACGGAGGUGCUCUUCAAGGAGCUGGGCCUUGUGCGAUGCGUUCCUGUGUGUCCUGAAGUGCAGUGGUUGAGGUUGCCGGUCCCUCGUGUCCCGCUGCGGCUUGUUCGAGGCCGCAGCGGCACAGACGGCGCCGACCAACGGGGCAGCGGAUGGACAGCGCCUCAACACAGCUCAAGCGGGCCAUUGCCACCCUUGACAGCGAGCCCUUCGGGGGGUGUCCCUGGUGAAGGUGAGCGCGAGGUGCGGUAUCUCGUCGAGUCCGCAGCAGAGGAUCACGUCCUGUUGCAGUAUGAUGCGGCGAACAACACACCGGCAGCACUGUCGUCGUCCCCCCAACUUGACUCAGCGUUCUUGGUAAAGCUCUUGCAAGACCUACGAGCUGUGGAUGGCAUUGUUCUCAAGUCUUACUCGCCCAGCUGUGGAGUUCGAGAUGCCCGCCUCUACGAGGAAGCCGUCACAUCACCGUCCUCAUCGCAGUGUGGUCAGCACGCCUGCAACGCUUGUGAGCACGCAGGCAAGCCGACGUCGGUGUCUAUCGCUGGCCGGCGCCCCGCUGCGUCAGCAAGUGCCCAGCGCCGCUUCGACCUUGUCGAUGGCUUCUUCACACAGCAGCUUCGCAACUUCCUGGCCUCAAUGAACAGUAUGCACGGAGGCAAAAGUACAGGCACCUGCAGUUAUACCGAGGCAGUAGCACCAGUCAUCACCUGUGACCGCCUGCUUACCCACUUCUACACUGAGGAACGCUGGAAUCGAGCACCGUCGGCUAGGAAAGUCAAGAAGCGGUGCGUCGAUGUUAACGCUUUGGAGGCAGCCCCGAACCUCACGUCACUGGACAGCUUUAUGGACUCGGUAUUGCAGCAUCGGGACUGGCGUCUUUCGCGAGAGCGCCCCUAA